AUGGCCAUUCCAGUGAUAGCCCAGUUAGACCAGAUGUAUAUGCUGACUCAAAAUGAUGAUUCUGGAGAGGACUGGGAAUUCCCACACUUCAUGGGAGAUGUUGAUGUGAACCUCCCCGGUCUGCAUACCCCUCACAUGCAGUUCAAGCUUCCCUUCUUCCAGAAGAUUUUCAAGGAGGAGUACCGCAUCCACAUAACAGGUAAAUGGUUUAACUACGGAAUUAUCUUUCUUGUCUUGAUUUUGGACCUGAAUAUGUGGAAGAACCAAAUAUUUUAUAAACCUCAUGAAUAUGGACAGUAUAUUGGCCCAGGGCAGAAGAUAUAUACAGUGAAAGACUCUGAGAGUUUAAAGGAUUUAAACAGAACCAAGUUAUCCUGGGAAUGGAGGUCCAAUCACACUAACCCCCAGACUAAUAAAACAUACGUUGAGGGAGACAUGUUCUUACACAGCAGGUUCAUAGGGGCCAGCCUAGAUGUCAAGUGUCUGGCUUUUGUUCCAAGUUUGAUAGCUUUUGUCUGGUUUGGAUUCUUCAUUUGGUUCUUUGGUCGGUUUUUGAAGAAUGAGCAAGGCAUGGAGAAUCAAGAUAAAACCUACACUCGCAUGAAAAGGAAAUCGCCCUCAGAACACAGCAAAGACAUGGGAAUGACCCGAGAAAAUACCCAGGUCUCCGUGGAAGACCCACUGAAUGACCCUCCCUUGGUCUGUAUUGGGUCCGACUUUAAUGAGAUAGUCUACAAGUCCUCCCACGUGACCUCGGAAAACUUGAGCUUGCAUUUGAAGGAAACUACCAGUGCAAUGGAAGCUGAUCAAGACCCAACAAGCUCUCAGAGUAUGCGGAUGAACUAGAGUCUUUAGGGAGAGCACAAAGAGCAACCUUGAGUGUCACUUUAAAAUCGUGUAGUCUUUCAUUUUGUAAAUGUCAGGUUUACAUAGCGUUAGGUAAAGAAAUACAAACAAUGCCACAACGGUGCUCAACAUGCUUUUUCUAGACUCAUUGUUUUCUAUUUGUAUUAUGAUACACGUGCCUACUGUAUGUUUAAUGGUCCCCUAGAGAUUGCUCUUCACAACUGCACAAGCUAUUUACUGACUUACAGCUUAGUAGAUUAGCCGAUUACCCAUGUAUCUGAUGUUCAACCAUAGUGGUGCCUUGAGACAUUAAACUGUUUUUAACUGUACCGGACACGAAGUAUAGAAUGGUUCUCCAGUCUAUUUCAAUGGGAUUUUUUUAUACAAUUAUUUUGAUUUACACUUGAUGUCUGAGCAGGAAACAGACAUAGCUGAUUUGUGGUUGUUGAAAGUUCUCUUGGUUUGCUGUUUAGCAGCAAAGUUGGUGACUUUGAUGCCUGGCUACAGAGGAGCCUAGCGAUUGCCUUUUAAAUUUUAUUGGCUGGCUGCUGAAUAUAAAUACAAUUGUAAAAUCCACUGAGAGGAGAACUGUAAUCCAACAUGGGUCACUGCUCAAGAAAAGUGACUUUCUCCAGCUACUAAUUGCAAUUAGGUGAUAAUACCUAAUUAUGUUUUCCUAAUUAAAGAUAAAUUGCUGUCUGAUUAAUAGUCUUGCCCUUUUCCUUUGGGAACAAAGGUUAAGAGGAACAGUUGGGUGAGCUCUCAAAUUUAUUGGCAUUUCCACAACAUCCUAGACAACCAAGGAAUUAAAGUUGAAAUCAAGUGAAGGUUGCACAGCCCAGUCUACAAUAUUGUACAUUUUAUUGUAAAUAUGGCUCUGGACAGUGAAAAUGGAAAAGCUUCUGGCAAAGUUGAGUAAGGGAAUUCUGAAAUUAUUCACUAAAACCUCAUGUGGUAGAAAAUGCUGUACAAGGGUCUGUUUAAUGUCUUUUGUGUAUGUGCAUUUUGUGUUUGGAUUUCAUUUUUUAAAGAUGUGAACAUCGCACAUUAAUAAAUAAGAAUUAUA
Molecule: messenger RNA, 1912 nt
Organism: Cricetulus griseus (Chinese hamster)
Lineage: Eukaryota; Metazoa; Chordata; Mammalia; Rodentia; Cricetidae
Source: RefSeq, a predicted model, not a curated record